AUGGGAGCCAUUUCACUUCCUGUUGAUCCCAUUGUGGAACAUAACUGGCCGAAAUUCAGUCUCAGGAGCAGCAGUGACAGCCCCAAAUCUUCCUCUCUCUUUGUGUCCUGGCAGCCUGGGAACUAUCAGCGCACUGCGAAGCGAACAGAAGAUGCUUUCCAGGCCUGUAAUGACAUAGUGGCGUGUUUCCAAGAGAGAGCGCGCGUGGAGAGGCAGUACGCCCAGCAGCUCAGUGAAUGGAGCAACAAGUGGAAGCCGGUGGUGGACUCUAGUCCUCUAUACGGCUCUCUUAUGAAGGCUUGGCAGUGUUUUCUGUCCUCCGCCGACAGGCUUGCCGCCCUACACGCCACCAUCUGUCGCUCCCUGGUGUCGGAGGAUGGGGACCGGGUCAGGACCUGGCAGAAGGACACCUUCCACAAGAAGUUAUUUGGGGGUUUCAAGGAGUCUCACGACAUUGAGACGGGGUUUGCACGUGCUCAGAAGCCGUGGGCCAAACGACUUAAAAAGCUGGAUAAAGCAAGAAGAGCAUACCAUAAAGUGAGCCGUAAAGAGCAGGUAGCCAGAGAGCGAGAGGCACACGCUCAGGGAAACCCGGACGUCUCCAUAGACAAACAGAAGAAGAUCCAGGAGGAGAGAGAAGUGGCUCAACAGGAGGCCGAGAAGGUCCGUGCCCGCUACGAGAAGGUCCUGGAGGAGGUGAACAACUACGCUCCUCGCUACAUGGAGGAGAUGGAGUCCGUCUUUGACCAAUCGCAGGAGGAGGAGCGCAAGAGGAUUGUAUUUCUCAAACAGGCUUUCCUCUCCAUCCACAAACACCUGGACAUUACCAACAAUGAGAGUGUGCGGGCCGUGUACAAUGAGCUCCACAACACACUGAUGGCCAUCGAUGAGCAAGAAGACCUUCGCUGGUGGAAAAACACCCACGGCCCGGGCAUGCCAACUGACUGGCCUCACUUCCAGGAAUGGACACCUGAAAAGAAAAGCAAAAAAGGGAAAAAAGAAGUGGAAAAAUCAGGAACAAUAGAGAAGAGCGUGAUGAUCGGGGGAGUGAGAGUAAGAGCUCUGUAUGAUUACGUCGGCCAGGAGACAGAUGAGCUGUCCUUUAAAGCAGGUGAAGAGUUUCUAAAGAUCGAGGAUGAGGACGACCAAGGAUGGUGUCGAGGGAAGAAGGAUGAUGGGUGGGAGGGGCUUUACCCAGCCAACUACGUGGAGGUGGUGUAGUUACCUGAAUGUGAAAGAUCUUUGUUAUAUCAAAUACCCCAUGACAGCCUGAGUAAAUAUAUAAACGUCUAAAAACACUAAAUCAGUGCUGUAAAAGUCCACAUAAAGUAGCUGUUAGCCAAAGAAGCGAGUCAGCACAAGACGAUGGAGAUUUUGACAUACAGAGAUUUUUAAAAGUGCCCAGGUUUGUAAUCUCUUGAAGGACUUUUGAUAUAUGUUUUGAUAUACACACUAUGCGUAGACCACUUGUAUUGAAGCCAUAUAAAUAAACAAUGCUUUAAUGUAAAGAAAGAAAUAACAUGCUGGAGUAUAACGGUGCACAGUUAUUUGGUGCUGGAGUCAGUGAUGUAGCCAGAACAUUUUAAAGGGGUGGCCAAGCUAAGACCAUUACAUCCAUCGUCACACGGAUUUUUAUUUUUCCUGCAUGGAAAAUCACUGCAGGUCAGAGAAUGUAUGAGUAUGUUUGUACAUAGCCCUUUAACAGGUGUCAUUAUUGGUUAUGUGGGGUGGCCACAGGGCUAGUCUACAGCAGCCAUCCCCUGCCACCCCUCGGCUUAUCCCCUGAAUAAAAUGUGUGUGGGACUGCUAUUUUCUUUAAGCUGUUUUUUAAGCCUCAUGCGAUUAAAAUGCUCACAAAGCCUCACAAUAUAUGAAGAAAGCGUUGCUAAAACUGUGAUUAUAAUUAUUCCGAAGCAGCCGUACAGUUGGAGUCAGCCUAAUAGAUGCAGAAAGCCAUGUCGACUGUAUUUCUCUCCUGUUUUUGUGGUUUAAAGGAACAGAAAGUCAUUAGGAAUCCUGUAUAACCCUCAGUUAGCCAACAGUGAAGCUGCGUUACCCACACCAGCAUCCACUCACACCCCACAAAGUCCAAUGCUGUCUUAGUUCAUACCGAGUUGACUUAAAUCAGCUUUCAUCACUAUUUUCCUAUUAAGAAUUUAUUGCUUGACUAUUUGUAUGUGAUAGAGAUUGAACCCAGUGGCAAACCCAGAAGAAAAUCCAGAGAAUAUCUUAAUAUUUCACCUCGCUGGUUUUACUCUUUCGGGCUCACAGCUUUACAGUUUUGGUUCACUCUUACUCAAGCUGAGAAAAUGCUCUUAAAAUCCACUCAAUGUGACCUUAGCAGCACCAGCUACAGCAGACAAACAGACACACUUAGCAGCUAAAUCACCAAAUAUUUCCAACAAGGCUAAAAACACAACUAAAUGUUUUUUAUAUUGCUUCAAAUUUGUUUAUCAAUUUGCAGCUGUUCAUCAUUUUGAAAUUCUUAUUGCUUGUCCUUUUCUGCCCAGCCUCUGCAUCAGUGAGGGAAAUGCUCACAGUCAGGGUUGCCAUAUACUCUUUGUGAAGGCAACACGAUCAUUACUAGUUUGUUUCCACUGACCCCAAUCAGUCAGUCCAAGUUUAACACCCUGCGCUGGAAUGACGCUGCAGUUUAAGAAACAGUUUACGGUGUAAUAUUUCUUCACCAGUACUGUACCUGCUAAACUGAACUGUUAGAGGUCAGUUAACACGUAUUACAUUAAAAACAAGCAGGUAUAUUAAACUGCAGGUUAUUAUAAACACUUAUUUUUCACUCCUUGUUACAAAAUACAAUGAAGGCUGAAAAACAGAUUUAAUAACACGCUGACAUAAACAAUAAAACUUCCUAGCUGGGCCUUGUUAGCAUACAUUGCAUUAUAUUCUUACACACUCCCUAAAUUUUGUAUUCCUACGCUUUGUUAUUCAUUAUCACUCACACAGCAU
Messenger RNA from Neolamprologus brichardi, 2964 nucleotides. The record is from RefSeq and is a predicted model, not a curated record. Lineage: Eukaryota; Metazoa; Chordata; Actinopteri; Cichliformes; Cichlidae.